ACAUCUUCUGAGGGCUCCGUGCAGGACGAAUACACAUAAAUUAGAUAUGGACUUGAACAAACUUUUGGAGAGAAUAAAUUAUGUUGGAUCUAUCGACGAAGUGAGUCUUAAGCUGUUGAAUGAACUUUGUAUAUCGAUUGUGUCUUCAAUACCUUACGAGACUUUGGAUAACUUUGGAGGCAAACAGCAACAGUUUGGCUUACAGAUCAUUUAUGAUAAAAUUGUAAACGACCAUAGAGGGGGCAAUUGCAUUGAUCUCAACAUUAUACUUCACUGGAUGUUGUCAAAAAUAGGAUUCAAUGUGGAAAUGUGUAUAAGUUAUGGUAUAGACAAAAAAAGUAACAGUUUCAUAGAGAAUAGCCCACAUAUGUGUUUGCUUGUGACUUUUGAUGACGGUCAGCGUUGGCUAACAGACGUAGGUUUUGGUGGAAUGGGAUUUGUAUUCCCGCUUGAAAUGAACCAACUCGCAGUGGAACAGUAUCAACCAAAUGGAAUAUAUAGGAUACGCAGAUAUGAUGAUGACAUUUUCUUCGCGGAGAAAAAACGACAAACGCAAUUAGAUUUACAUGGAAGUGUCAUCUCAUCCCGACGCUUCUCAACAAACCGGGCAGAUAGCGAAUGGAAUAUACUUUAUGGAUUCUCGACAAAGGCAAUGCAACUAGAAGACAUACGAAAAAUUUAUUUAUUACCGGGAAGAGAGCAUGCUUUUACAAGUGUCAACUGCGUGGCAAUAUUGCAAGACACACAUCACAGAAGAUUUCUAACUGGAAGUACUUUUAUAAAGAAACAAUACAUCGACCCAAUGACGAUACAAGUUGUCCAUUUACGUCAGUUAGAUAAAAAUGAACUGAAUAAAAUUCUUCAGUCUGAAUUCGGAAUUGUCCUAAACUUUGAGCUUCGGCCCAGAAGCGAACUUACAUGGAUUGCGGGAUGAAUGUAAUCUCGAUCAGUGCGCUGAAUUGAUAUUAAACUACUAACUGAUUUCCGUUUCCUGAUAAUUUAUGUAGGUACAUGUCCUGUGCUAGCGCAGAAUGUUUAACUUUAAAUUAAGCGAUUGACGUACUUGUUUAUUGUCUAUACUAUAGUAACCUACGAUAUUUGGAUAUAGACAAUAUAGACAAUAAAUAUAUAUAUUAAUCUUAACACAAACAGUAUUUCUGACAUUUUUUUAUAAUGUAUGGUGGGCGAGGAUCACCAUAUGGAAUUAACCUGAUUUUUAAACCAGUGUAACUUGUGUUGAAACGUGGAUUCCCAAGGAACCGUAUCAAUGUGUGACCAAGCUUAAAUAUUAUGACGUCUCCACAGGACUUAUAAUGCCAAUAAAACGCAAGUAUGCAGAACCCUUGCUUGAUGAAUUAAUUAAAUGCUACAUGCUAUAACAGAGUUUCCCCAAAACAUCCGUUCAUAAAUACCCCUUGAAAAAUUUAUAGAUCGCUUGUGGUAUCUCAAAAUUUUGUUCUUAUUUUGAUGGCUAAGCCCAACUUGCUCGGAUGCGCAACUUAUUUUUUAUAGCUAAGUAAAUAUAUCUUUCAAAUAUGCUACGUAACUUUAAAAUUGAUUAUUCUAAUUGAAUAUAAAAAUCUGUGUGAGAUUAAGCAAAAAUUACAAUCAAACUAAAAUGAUGCCGGCUGUAUCAAUACUAGCUUUGGCGAUGAAUGAGCCAUCAUUUCAGCAACAAGCUCAUUAGUGCCAGGUGAAACAUUAGCAAUAUUUAAUUUGAUUGUUAAAAAAAUCCCAGCAGUUCUUUAAAAAGCCUAUAUACACAUUCAGUAACAUUUUCCCUGGAAAAUAGUAAUUGAUUGGCAAGACUAGUGCUCUGUUGAUUUUAUUUUCAAUAUGGAGUAGAGACGUGAAUGUUGAGCAAAGGGGCCCAAACGCACAUUUAACACAUUUUUCUUGCUCGUUUUUUAAUCCAACAUUUUUUUGGUCUGUUUUCUGUCGUCUAUUAUUUAGCUAAGGAGUCUAUAAACUUAAACUUUCGAUGGUAUGUUCAACUACGUCGUAUUGAGAAGAAUGGUUGUCGUUAUGUUCACUUUCGCGGAUGCCGUCUGCAUUUUUGGGGGUUUGAAUUACAAAAAUCAAAACUAUCUGUAUGUUCAAUUGGAUUUCAAUAAAUGUGUAGU
This is a messenger RNA of Styela clava, 2123 nucleotides long. RefSeq names its product arylamine N-acetyltransferase 2-like. Gene Ontology annotation, molecular function: arylamine N-acetyltransferase activity. The record is from RefSeq and is a predicted model, not a curated record. NCBI's taxonomy places the organism in Eukaryota, Metazoa, Chordata, Ascidiacea, Stolidobranchia, Styelidae.